This is a messenger RNA of Eptesicus fuscus (big brown bat), 419 nucleotides long. RefSeq names its product cytochrome c oxidase subunit 6A2, mitochondrial. The transcript is spliced from 3 exons. Gene Ontology annotation, molecular function: enzyme regulator activity. The record is from RefSeq and is a predicted model, not a curated record. Bases 78 to 377 code for a protein of 99 amino acids. Gene Ontology annotation, biological process: mitochondrial electron transport, cytochrome c to oxygen. Lineage: Eukaryota; Metazoa; Chordata; Mammalia; Chiroptera; Vespertilionidae. Gene Ontology annotation, cellular component: mitochondrial inner membrane.
UGGCCCCGCGCGGGGAGGGGAGCCAGGCCCGGGUGAAGGAGAGGAAGGACAGACCUGCGGUCCGGCUGCUGGGCGCCAUGGCUCUGGCUCUGCCUCUGAGGUCCUGCAGCCGCGGCCUGGCGAGUGCGGCCCAGGGCGGCCACGGAGGGGCCGGAGGCGGCACCUGGCGCCUCCUGACCUUCGUGCUGGCGCUGCCCGGCGUGGCCCUCUGCUCCCUCAACUGCUGGCUGCACGCGGGCCACCACGAGCGCCCCCCCUUCGUGCCCUACCACCACCUGCGCAUCCGCACCAAGCCCUUCUCCUGGGGGGACGGCAACCACACCCUUUUCCACAAUCCCCACGUCAACCCUCUGCCCACCGGCUACGAACGGCCCUGAGGCCCCGCGGAGGCCCCGCUCAAUAAAGAUGUGGAAGCCGUG